AUGGACCUCUCAGGCUCUUUGCCUCCACCUUCCCCAUACACCUUCCCUAUUACGCCCAAUUUCUCUGUGCCCUCCUCCUCUCCCUCCAUCUCCCCGUCACCCAGCCUGGCUUCCACAGCUCUCUUCUGCUCCCUCCUCUCCCUCCUCUCCUUGCUGGGCAUCACAGGAAACCUGUACACUAUGGGCCUCCUUCUGAGGCGCAGGAGAAGUAGAAGACGUGGAGGAGGACCAAACUGCUGCCUAAUGAGAGUACCUGUCCCAUCAUGCCUCGCCAACUCCACCCCUUCCUCCUCCCCCAUCUCCUCUUCCUCCCCCUCCUCCUCUCUUCACCUCCAGGUGCUGAGCCUUGCGCUUGCUGAUCUGCUCUACCUUUUCACCGCUCCCUUCAUCGUGUAUGACAGCCUGGCGUCCGGCUGGGCCUUUGGUGAGCCGGGCUGCCGCCUCCUCCUGAGCCUGGACCUCCUCACCAUGCACGCCUCCAUCUUCACUCUCACCGCCAUGAGUCUGGACCGCUACCGGGCUGUGGCCCAUCCCCUGCACACCUCCUCCUCCAACUCCUCCGGCCUGCUGCGUGUCAGCUUGGCCUGGGGGCUGGCUGUGGCUCUUAGUCUGCCCAUGAUGAUCACGCUGCACCUGGAGGACGGGGAGAACCAGGAGGGCCAGCUGUGUGUGCCGGCAUGGGACGAACAGAGCUCCAAGGCCUAUCUGAGUGUGCUCUUCUGCACUAGCAUUCUUGGUCCUGGACUGGCCAUUGGAGCACUUUAUGCGACUCUAGGGCGGCUUUACUGGGUGUCUCAGACCAGGCCAGCUUGGGCCAGUGGGGGCAGUACUGCUUGUCCCCCCCGUGCCCCCAAACCCAAAGUCCUGCUCCUCAUCCUUGGUAUUGUCCUGGCCUUCUGGGCCUGCUUCCUCCCUUUUUGGAUCUGGCAGCUGCUGCCUCUCUACCAGCCCGACAUGCUGCGGACAGUACCAGUAGGGACACAGGUGACAGUGAAUCGUAUCCUCACAGGGCUGACGUAUGGAAACUCGUGUGUGAAUCCAUUCUUCUACACACUAUUGACUGGAAAACGAAAACGCAACCGGCAGGCGCUGACAUCAGCAAAUCAGCUCUGCCGUAAGAGCAGUCCGAUGCAGUAA
Cottoperca gobio is the source of this 1137-nucleotide messenger RNA. RefSeq names its product urotensin-2 receptor 3 (gene uts2r3). The record is from RefSeq and is a predicted model, not a curated record. Lineage: Eukaryota; Metazoa; Chordata; Actinopteri; Perciformes; Bovichtidae. Gene Ontology annotation, molecular function: urotensin II receptor activity. Gene Ontology annotation, cellular component: plasma membrane. The coding region runs from base 1 to 1137 and encodes 378 amino acids. The transcript has a single exon. Gene Ontology annotation, biological process: neuropeptide signaling pathway.